CAGGAACAUGAUGCUCUCAAUGCAAAUUAUACUUUUCUCAGUAGUGCCACUGGCCUUGGCCAAUUUAGAUGAAAAUUCUGCCAAAAUACUGCAAAUGCAUAAUGAAUUUCGUCAACAGAUACUCGAGUGUAAAGUGAAGGGACAACCAUCAGCUAAGAGAAUGCCUCCACUCGCGUGGGAUGACGAACUGGCUAGUCUAGCGGAGGAAUUAGCAAAAUCUUGUACAUUUGCUAACAAAAUUCCGGAAAGCAAAAGAUUCAAACCAGUUGGACAGAAUAUUGCUAGUUGUGGAAGUGUCGAAGAUGUUAUAAAAAGAUGGUUCGGUCAACAUAUUUCGUAUAAUUUUAAAGAUCAUCGGUGCACUCACCGAUGCAGACAGUACAUGCAGAUGGUUUUCGAAAAUACUACACAUAUUGGAUGUGCAGUCAACGAAUGUCCAUACGCUACAAAAUACACUUUGUUCAUAGUUUGUAAUUAUGGUCCAGGAGCAACAUUCGUUAACAGACCAUAUGAAGCGAAGAAAAUCAAUGAAGUAUGUCCUGUGGAAACGACUAAAUUAACUGUUCAACCGGAGCAAACAUACUGGGAGCCUGCUACGAUCAUUUCGAAAUAUAACGAAAUAAAAAACAAAAAUAAUUAUAAUUACUGAUAUAUAUAUGUUAUAAAGUCUGUUUAACCCAAAACAAGCACAUUUUUCAAAUAUAUAAUGGUGUUUAAA
Trichobilharzia regenti is the source of this 718-nucleotide messenger RNA. NCBI's taxonomy places the organism in Eukaryota, Metazoa, Platyhelminthes, Trematoda, Strigeidida, Schistosomatidae. The record is from the annotation of a GenBank genome assembly.